This is a messenger RNA of Teleopsis dalmanni, 3204 nucleotides long. RefSeq names its product protein numb-like. Bases 401 to 2161 code for a protein of 586 amino acids. The transcript has 4 exons. The record is from RefSeq and is a predicted model, not a curated record. NCBI's taxonomy places the organism in Eukaryota, Metazoa, Arthropoda, Insecta, Diptera, Diopsidae.
CAGAAAUAAACCAGCUAACAACGAGAAUUAACACAACUAAGAACAAAGAUCAACAUACUUGCAUAAAAGCGUACAUUUUAAAUGAGAAAAUUCAAUCGAUCAAUCAGUCAAUUUCAAAAUUGAGAUACUUUCUGCUAAUAACAUUAAUGUUAAAUAAAUCAAUUAAAUCAAUUGAAAGUUUCUGCAGCAGCAAUAACAAAAGCAAUUUAAUAAAAAAGCAAUAAAUAAAUAAUAAAGCAAUUGUGAUACAGAAACCUGGGAAUAGAAGAGACUCGGUACGGUGGCUUCCUUACUAUCGCGGUUGAAAAUAACAGUUCAUUUGAGUUCUUAUAAUUGUUAUAUUUAGGAAGUGGUAAACUGUUAUACUUAGAGGUUAGAAGAUAAUUAGUUGAUUUGAAAAAUGGGAAACUCGUCGUCACACACUCAUGAACCACUUGAGCGUGGCUUUACUAGAGGAAAAUUUGGUGAUGUUAAAAAUGGGAAAUCUGCAUCGUUUCGAUUUAGUAAAAAAUCACCAAAGAAAAUGGAUCGUUUGCGACGAUCUUUUCGUGAUUCAUUUCGACGAAGAAAGGAUCGGGUACCAGAAUCAUCGAAACCACAUCAAUGGCAAGCAGAUGAAGAAGCUGUUCGUUCAGCAACAUGUUCAUUUCCUGUAAAAUAUUUAGGUUGUGUUGAGGUAUUCGAAUCGCGCGGCAUGCCAGCUUGCGAGGAGGCCCUGAAAGUUUUAAGGAAUUCCCGUCGUCGUCCUGUUCGUGGCAUGCUUCAUGUAAGUGGGGAUGGUUUGCGUGUAGUGGAUGAUGAAACGAAAGGUCUUAUUGUCGACCAGACCAUUGAGAAAGUGAGUUUUUGUGCGCCAGAUCGUAAUCAUGAACGUGGAUUUAGCUAUAUAUGCCGAGAUGGUACUACUCGUCGUUGGAUGUGUCAUGGUUUUCUUUCAUGCAAGGACAUUGGUGAACGUCUAUCGCAUGCUGUUGGUUGUGCGUUUGCCGUUUGUUUGGAACGUAAACAACGUCGGGAUAAGGAGUGUGGUGUAACAAUGACAUUUGAUGCAAAAAGUGCAACUUUUACACGUACUGGCUCAUUUCGUCAGCAAACACUAACUGAACGUUUGGCAAGUAAUGAACGUAGUGUCGAUACGCCUUCAGUGGCAGUUCCUCCACAGCCACAGGCAAAGCCAUACAAUCCAUUUGCCAUUGAAAGACCUCAUGCUACACCAUCUAUGCUAGAAAGGCAGGGUUCAUUUCGAGCCUUCAGCACAAUCGGUAGUCAGUCGCCUUUCAAACGACAAAUGUCGUUGCGUAUUAAUGAUCUUCCGUCCAAUGCAGAGCGGCAAAAAGCAUUCUUAACAGCUAAUACCAACACACUUGCUUUAACUACUCCCAAUCGUGGUGUUUCACCUAUACCAGAAGUCUCACCGGCCAAAGCAAGACUUGAUACAGAAAUCGAUAGUAGUACAACAGUUGAUACAGUAAGUCAGCUAUGUCAAGAGCUGAGCCAAGGCUUGUCAUUACUAACACAAACAGACACAUUGAUUGGCACUGGAGACGAUCUUAAUUUCAAUAAUAAUUUAAGUAUUAAUCAGAAUAUUAUUGCAGCUGAAAAACAACAACAGAAAAUAGUUACUGCAUCGCCUAUAAUAUCAAACAGUUAUGGGUAUAUUGCUACUGGAAUAAGCAGCACUAAUAGUACACCUACUGCACAAGUAACGCCGCGAAUUGCCUCCAUUUCGCCAGUUUCCAGAACUUCGCCACCAAUGAAUUCAACUGAAACGACAUCUCAAGCAGUUAUAACGCCAAUAACAAAUGCCGUUGCAAUAUUAACACCACCAACAACAACAAUAGCAGCGCCAGCAACAAUGACUGUAUGUCCGGUUGAAGUAGUUGCGCCACUACCCAAUGCUGAUCAUUGGUAUGGUCAAGUAGUCAAAAGUACUUCACCAGUACCAAUUAAACGUGCUCCACAUAUUGCUGCAACCGGUCGAGCACAAUCGUUAAGCUCAGCACCAAACGCUGUAGACCCCUUUGACGCAGAAUGGGUUGCUAACGUAACAAAACCACUAUCGCCAGACUUACCAGUUCCCCAAGGCAAAGCACCACUACACAGCACCAAUCCAUUCAUUUCACCUCCUAAGCCAACCCAGACAUUCCAAGUAGAACUUUGAAGAAAUGAAAAAAUAAUCAAUCGGGGGAUCAAUACAAAGCAACACAUCCAUACAAACACACAAACACAUACCUAAAAUUUAGAAAAAGUAAAAAUUAUAUUAAAAAUAAAUAAUCAUUAUUAGCACAAGGAUUGCAAAUUACAAAAUUACUAAGAAGCAGAUAAACAGUUUUUGAGGAUUCUACCUUGUCCGGAUGAGAAUGCGGAUAUCUAUGUUACUGCAGCUUAUGAUGAGGAAGUUAUGAACUAGAAAAUCAAAACCGACCAUUCGUACGAGUAUUUAUUUUUGUUUGCGAUUACAAAUAACCUGAACAAAAAUUAGUUACUUAUAAUAUUUAAACGUUGUUACUUAACUACAAUUAAAUUAUUCAUGUUAAAUACUUAAACAUUUUAUAAAAAUAAAAUAUUAUUAGCGAAAUAGAAUAAAAAAUUACUGACUUCUGCUUUCUUUUAAAGAAAGCGCAAAGGAUUAUGUGAAACUGAAAUUAAAAGAUAUAUAAAUAGCAAUCAAAGGUUUAUAUUUAUUAUUUUUAUAAAAAUUUAUUUAAAUGUGAGUAUCUCCAUUGCGAGUGUCUCAAUAUUUUAUUAGGUUUCGUUUAUACGUUUAUCCGUUUAUGCGGUAAUGCGUUUAUGCGUUAAUACGUUUAUACGUUUAUACGUUUAUGUAAGAAGCAAAAUCUAGAAAGUAAAAGAUUAUUAUUUAUGAGAGUAUGUUAUGUAUUUUCGUUUGAAAUUUAUUUGUUUUCAUCUUUGUCGUUAAGUUUUCGAAUGUAAAAAAUGUAAAAAUGAAAAAAAGGCUUUGAAUCCUUUUUAGUACAAAAUCGAAUAAAAUACGUAAGAAAUCCGAGGUUUCUGUCAUGUUCAAGCCUCUACAUAUCACGUGUACUGGGAGUUUGUUGGAACUCAACUCACUGUUCAGGUACACAAUGCACAUGCAACCAUACCUACCUACCGAUAGGAGAAGUUGUUUUUGAUUCUCAGCCAUUGGCGUAAUUGUCCUUUGCCUGAUAAACGAAACAAAUCACAAUAAAUAAAUAAAUAAGC